UGACCUCGAUCGGGAGCAGCAGGACGCUAUUUUGGAGGUGUUCGACAGGCGGCGCACCAUGUUCCGGACACCCGUCCACACAGCGGCCAUGUUGCUGGAUCUCGAGUUCCGAGACCCGACGCUGAACGACGACCAGGAGGUGGGAUUGAUCGAAGCCCUGGUCCACUUCGGCUAUGUAGAGGGAUCGGUGCAGCACGAGGAGGUCCUUAAGGCGGUAUACAAGUUCCAUACAAAGGAGUCUCUUUUUGAUGAUGUCAACAUGCGGCGAUCGUUGGCAUACUACAACCACCCUGCCAGUUUUUGGUCCGCGAAGAGUGCGAAGUACCCUCACACGGCCAUCUUUGCCGGUAGGAUCCUUCGCAUCUGGGCGACUGCAUCACCAUGCGAGAGAGCAUGGUCUCGAUGGAGCUUCAUUCAUUCGAAGUCACGCAACAGGUUGGAGGUUGCUCGGGCCGAGAAGCUCGUGCGGUGCCACUGGAACCUCAGUCUCAUUGAUAGACCGUCAUUGUGUGACGAUGCUCCUGCUGACAGACCCGAUAUUUUCGGGAACUGGGUGCAUUAUUGGCAAGAUGUGGAGGAGGAGGUGGCAGUGGACGAGCAACUCGUCAGAGGUAGUGGUGCAUUGGCGACGGUGACCGAGGAGGAGUUGGCUCACGCCAGAGAGAGGAUGCGCAUCAUUUCCCGUAUGGGAGCCAUGCGUCGGGUGGCGGAGUCCGACAGGAGGCGACGCAAGGGCGGAGCAGGUGAACAUAGCGGGCGCGGGCGAGCAGGUGUCGGAGGAACGAGGCGUGGUGGCAGGACUGCUGCAUCUGGGACUCGUCGACAGCGGGCGGACGGUUUCAUCUGCAAGGCCCGCCAGCGCUGGGACGAGGGAGACUUCUUGUUCGACAGCUCAUCCAGCGACAACGAGGAUUUCUUUGCAUUGGGGACACCCGCGCCUACGGAUGAUGACAGAGGUGAUGGCGACGACAGAGGUGAUGGGCCUGAUGGCGGAGGUGGUGGCGUAAGAGGUGGCGGAGGAGGUGGCGGAGGAGGUGGCGGCGGAGGAGGUGGCGGAGGAGGUGGCAGAGGAGGUGGCGGCGGAGGUGGUGGCGGCGGAGGAGGUGGCGGAGGAGGUGGCGGAGGAGGUGGCGGCGGAGGUGGUGGCGGCGGAGGAGGUGGCGGAGGAGGUGGCGGAGGAGGUGGCGGAGGCGACGACAGAGGUGGCAGAGGCGACGACAGAGGUGCCGGAGGAGGAGGCGGAGGUGGAGGCGGAGGAGGUGACGGAGGAGGAGGCGGAGGAGGUGGCAGAGGAGGUGGCGGAGGAGGUGGCGGAGGAGGUGGCGGAGGCAACUAUGUAGGUGACGGAGGAGUUGGCGGCGACGAGGGAGGUGACGACAGAGGUCACAGAGGAGGUGGCGGCGACGCGGGAGGUGACAAGUCUGAUGACAGAGUUGAGGGGUGUGAGGGUGACUUUCCUGUGCGUGGUCGUGGGUUCUUCUUGAAGCGGUUGAGACACGGUCCUAAGGAGGAGAACAGCAUCGGCUCUCGUGUGCGCAGGCGUCGUCUUGAGACUCAUCACGAUGCGACCGCCACGGACGCACGUGUUGCGCAGCACGAGCAGGUUCUCGUGUCUGAGGACUCCCUGGGCGACACAUCGGACAAGGACUUCAUUCCUCAGACUUCCGACGUGAGGGGCGCUGAGCAUCAACCCGGUUUCGUCGAGGGCCCGACCAAGUUUGCAGCGUCGAUUUCAAUGCAGGAGGAGAGUGGAGCAGGGUUGACUUGUCCCGAGCUUGCGGCGCCCAUCGCAGAUACUGCGGUUGCACAGGAGCCCCAUCUCCAUAUGACACAACCCACGGUCGCGGUUCAUACAGAAGUUCGAGGAGGGGCAGCCAGUGAUGGGCAGACAAUUCCCGACGCUGAAGGGAAUGUGCCACCUCCUUCCACCGUCGUCUGCACGGGCGCCCACGGGGCACCCAGCGUCGCGGUCCCCUCCAUAGCCGAGGUAGCACAUCCUCCCACGACUGGCGUUGGUUUGGAGGACGGAGAGGUAGCACAUCCUCCCACGGUUGACAUUGGUUUGGAGGACGGAGAGGUAGCACAUCCUCCCACGGUUGACAUUGGUUUGGAGGACGGAGAGGUUGCACGUACUCCUAGUUGUGCCCAUGAGGGAGAGGUUGCACGUCCUGCCAUGGUCAACCACGUUGGCCUCGCCUGCCCCGCUGACAGUCUUCCGCCCACUGCGGAGUUGCUCGCCAUGGAGUCGUCGUUGUUUGAUCUUCCUGAUGUAUCGACUUUGAUUUCUCCCACUUUGGCAUUUGUGGCACCACCAGCGACUGGUCGAGCGGAUGACGCGGAUGGAGUGCGUAAAGGAUUCGACGAGUUUGUCGGCGACCCGCACCCCCAUGGCGCAGACUCUGUCGUCCACGGUGUGGCGGCGAGCACCGCAUUACCGACGGUGUCGUUUUACGACGGCGUGACCAGGGACCGGAGGGCGGGCUAUGAGGGACAUGCAUCAACAUGCGGACUGACAAAUGUGCGUGCGGGGAUGCGAUCCAUAGGCCGCGUCGAUGGUACUUCUCAUGAUUCCAUGAGAGCAUACGAGGAGCGACAUGGGAGGCCUUUGCGAUCCAAGACAACGGAUGUCCACGACACGAGGACGGCGACUGCGAGGUUAUCCCCGGCGAGGAAGAAGGGGACAGGUACAUCGAUCCCAUAUCACCGUCGCCUUCCACCACCGACUUAUCACGCCAGAGCUCCGACCACACAGAUUCCGGCGACUGGCGGGGCAGUGGCGGACGGGGGGACAGCCCAAUGCCGUUCAGGGCGAGUCGAGAAGAGAUGAGGCGAUGUGGUGAUCUACCAUGAUGACAGCUCCACAGCCGCGAAGACUUGCGAGACCACAGGCGUCGACGAUCCAGGUGACUCCGAUUACGUGCCCCGGCGC
Molecule: messenger RNA, 2929 nt
Organism: Chara braunii
Lineage: Eukaryota; Viridiplantae; Streptophyta; Charophyceae; Charales; Characeae
Source: the annotation of a GenBank genome assembly